AUGUCAAUUUAUGGCAACAAGGAUUCCCCUGAAAUAUUAGAUGCAUUAAAUGUUUUUGCUGAUAUUCAAAUAAGAGUUGAUGAUAGUUUACCAAAGCGCUUAUGUGAAGUGUGCUAUAAUUUUCUACAAGGAGCAAUUUUAUUUAGGAAAAUUGCUAAGGAAUCUCAAGAGACUUUAAAUCGCCCAGUUAAAGAAGAGAGUUUAUUAGAUCAUUCACAAGACCAAGAUUACACUGAUGAUUAUGAAUGCAAGGACACAAUACAAAAUUGGCCUUCAAAUGAUGAUUUGAGAGAUACAAAAGUAUCUAAAAGAGAGAAAGAUAAACAAGCAACGAAAGUCACAUGUCAGGUGUGUAACAAAAUUAUAAAUCGCUCUUAUUACAAAGAGCAUCUUACUAUGCAUGAUCCAAACCAUCACAAAUAUGUUUGUGAUGUUUGUGGUAAAUCAUUUAGACUCCGUUGUGCUUAUCAUAACCACAGCUUGAGACAUAGGGAUGACUUUCCUUUUAAAUGCCAAUUUUGUCCAUACAAAGGUCGAUAUGCUGAGCUAUUGAAAACGCACUUGCGCACUCACACUGGAGACUACAGGUAUAUGUGUACAGAAUGCCCAGCAAGAUUUUUAUUUAAGAGUAACCUUAAUAGUCACAUGUUGAAACACAAAGAACCUCAAUUCAAAUGUGAUGCUUGUAAAAGGGCCUUUCACACUGAUCUUAUGUUAAGGAGACAUUAUGAGGCUGAUCAUUUAGGAAUUAAAAAUCAUGUUUGUAACAUGUGUGGAAAAGCUUUUGGUUAUAGAAAUGCCAUGAUGAAACAUCAGAGACAUGUGCAUAAAAGGGAAAAAUUACUUUUUGGCCGCAUGCCCUCUUAUUUAGAAGCAGAACAUAAACAUAGUGAAGAAAGCUGA
This is a messenger RNA of Parnassius apollo (apollo), 903 nucleotides long. NCBI's taxonomy places the organism in Eukaryota, Metazoa, Arthropoda, Insecta, Lepidoptera, Papilionidae. The record is from the annotation of a GenBank genome assembly.